AUGUCAUCUUACAAUUCAGAAAAUCAAUAUUCUUUAUUACAAAAUGCAUCUUUAUUAUUAUCACUAUCACAUAAAAAUGAUAAAGGUAAAACUGAUAAAUCCAAUACUGACAAAAAUUAUAAAUUAAACAUUACUAAGGAAAAGAGAAAUGGUUCAAUUCCAAUAAAUAGCGUUAUUAAUCAUCCAAUAGCACCAACGAUUGCUAAUGUUAAUAAUCCAAUUGUUCCAAUAGCAGCUAAGGAUAAUUUAAUUGCAAGUGAAAAUAAAAAUUUGAUGAUAGAAAAUAAAAGACAAUUGGCUGCUGAUGCUUUGGCUGCUGCUGCUAUAAUUCCAUUGCCAGUAAAGUCAAAAAGAAAGACGCAAUCUCUAUCAAAAUUAAAAAUUUCAAAUAUGGUAGAUAAUGGAAUGAAAAUCAAUGAAAGUACGAGUAAUAAUAUAUCGAUAACACCCACAAAUAAUACUUCAUGCUCUUUUUCAGAUAUAAUAAAUAAAAAUAAUGAUAACAACACCAGUUCUGCUCAUACUGCUUCCAACUCGUUAUCCCCUACUAACAUUUUAGAAAUAAAAAACUCACCUCAUAGCAGUCCCACUAAUUUGACUAAUAGGAACGAUAGCGAAAUGUUCAUGUGGUCAGUACCAGAUUCUUAUCUUGUUGAUGAGGACGAUUUUGUUAUAACUUGUAUCUGUGAACUAGAUAUUGAUGAUGGAGAUCUUAUUAAAUGUCAGCAUUGUAAUAGAUUCCAACAUAAAAAUUGUUACAUUAUUGGUCAUAUAAACCAAAUUUCUAGUACAGGCAUUUUGAAUGAUAACUCAGGUAAGUGUGACAAUAAAUCUUCAAAAAUAAUUGAAACAGUACAUUAUUGUAAUAUUUGUAAGCCAAGAAGAUUAAAUACAAAAUUAGUUAAGGAAAAACAAAUUGAUAGAAUUAAACAAUUAGCUUCUUACCCUUCCCCAAAUGUAAAUAAUCCAACUAUCAAUAAUAACCAAAAGAGAACAAGCAAUGUUUCGGUUACUUCAAUUGGAUCAUCCCAACACAAUAAUUACGUCUCUGAAAAUAAUAGUGAUGGGAUAAAGUCCAGUUUACCAUCUUCCUUGGGGUCAUCUAGUUUGUUGUCUUUGAAUAAUGUCGAUCAAAAGCAUUCGAACUCUUAUCACAAUGAUACAAUUAAUUUUAUUAAUAAAAAUCUCACAUCUAUUUCCUCGGUUAAUCUUGAUACUCAUCCGAAUAACAACAACAAUACCAGCAAUUUUAAUAUGCAUCAUAAUAUAAAUAACAUUCUUAAUACUAUAGACUCUACAGAAGCUACUAAUCAUAAUUAUAAUAUUAAUACACCAAGAAGACAAAUAUUCAAAGACAAAUAUGUUCAAAAUUUUAUAUUACAUCAUAAAAACGACGAUUGGGUCAUUUCAUACCCAUCUAACAUUUUUACCCCAAUACCAAUGGAAAGAAGGCCUUUAUCAACAAGCUCUAUAUUUUCUUCCCCGAUUUUAAAUACUAACAGAAGCGCUAAUAACAGUGAUGAUGAUGAUUUAACAACGAAUUCUUAUAACAAUACUAAUAUCGUUGCCAGUUCUAAAUUGGGCGUAUUUUUAAAAAGUCCUUGUGGCGAAGGAGAAUUUCUACAAGAAAUUUUUGGUGAAAUUGAUUUUCAAAAGAACUAUAUUUCUAAUCCCAAGAAUUAUUAUAGAAUGUGGGCUGUUCCAAAACCUAAAUAUAUUUUCCAUGACCAUUGGCCCUUGUUUAUAAAUUGUAAAACAAAUAACAAUCUAACGAAGUUUAUCAGAAGGAGUUGUAACCCAAAUGUAACAAUGUCCACUAUUAGAUUAUCAAAUAUCCAAGCCAAUGGUAGUAUUAGCAGUCAAACUUCAAAAUCAGUUGAUGAAGAAGUUAAAUUUGUUCUAAAAUCGUUACGUCCAAUUGAUAUUGACGAAGAGAUUACGAUUGGCUGGCAAUGGGAUUUAAGACAUCCAAUUUGGAAACUCAUCAAUAAAACCUGUACGUUCGAAUCAUUAUCACAGAUUGAAAAAUUUAAUUUAAUUUUAUCAAUCGAUGCAAUUCUGUCAAGUUAUGAAUGUGCAUGUCAAAAGAAUGAUCCAAACUGUAUGUUACUAACAGUUAAAUCUUAUUCAAAUGGCUUACACUUAAAAUCAAAGUCAACUUUUAAGGAGGUUCUGAAUGAAAGACUCCAAUUACAACAACAUAAAAAAACCAAACAUGUCCAAAAAAAUUUAAGCCAAAAUAGAAUAUCUAAAUAA
Henningerozyma blattae CBS 6284 is the source of this 2256-nucleotide messenger RNA. RefSeq lists its product as uncharacterized. Bases 1 to 2256 code for a protein of 751 amino acids. The record is from RefSeq and is a predicted model, not a curated record. Gene Ontology annotation, molecular function: protein binding. The transcript has a single exon. Lineage: Eukaryota; Fungi; Ascomycota; Saccharomycetes; Saccharomycetales; Saccharomycetaceae.